Messenger RNA from Rhodotorula toruloides NP11, 1197 nucleotides. RefSeq names its product glycoside hydrolase family 61 protein. The record is from RefSeq and is a predicted model, not a curated record. NCBI's taxonomy places the organism in Eukaryota, Fungi, Basidiomycota, Microbotryomycetes, Sporidiobolales, Sporidiobolaceae. The transcript is spliced from 5 exons. Bases 1 to 1197 code for a protein of 398 amino acids.
AUGGUCGCCAAGACUGCCGUCUAUCUCGCCGCGCUGGCCGCGGCUGCUCACUCUGUCACCGCCCACACCAUCGUCACCAGUCUCUGGGUCAACGGCAAGGACACUGCUGACGCCGCCGUCGGUGUCGGUUCCUCGUACAUGCGCACCCCGUCGUCCAACUCGCCCGUCAAGGACCUCUCUUCGUCCAACAUGGCCUGCAACGACCGUGGCACGACGCCCGUCAGCGGCUUCCUCAAGGUCGCUCCUGGCGACGUGAUCGAGCCCGAGUGGUGGCACUCUGGCGCCCGCGGCGAAGACCCUAUCGCAACGUCGCACGUCGGACCCAUCGAGUCUUGGAUCUCGCCUUACAACGCCAAUACCAACGGCGACGUCUGGGUGCAGAUCUCGUCCGAGGCGUACGACAAGGACUCGAGCCAGUGGGCAGUCGAGAAGAUGAUCGCGAACAAGGGGCGUAACAAGGUCGUCGUCCCGACGGACAUCGCACCUGGGAAGUACAUCGUCCAGUUCAACCUCUACGCCAUGCACGAGGCGGAGAACGUCGGUGGCGGCCAAUGGUACCCCAACUGCGCGCAGGUCGAGGUGACGGGCUCGGGAUCGACCAAGCUUCCCGCCGGCGUCGCCAUCCCCGGCUUCUACACUGCCUCGACGCCCGGCGUCGUCUGGAACAUCUACUACUCGUCGACCUACGACACCAAGCUCGACUACAUCGCGCCCGGCACCGGCGUUUGGGACAGCUCGUCGACCUACAGCACCGACGUUUGCCACGAGAAGGUUUACGGUCUUGCGCCUGCUGGCUACUGCCAAGGCGGCAACAACUCGACUGCACCUGUCAAGACUUCGGCGGCUGCGACGACCUCGAAGGCGCCCGCUACGACCAGCAAGGCUGGCUCGACUUCGGCUGUCGCUUCCUCCGCGACGACAACCACGGUUGCGCACACGACUUCGCAGGCCGCGCACACGACUCCUGCUUCCUCUCCCGCCGCCCCCUCGUCUGCCCCGGCUGGUUCGACCACCUCGUCCGCCCCCAACUCGCAGUACACCGACUAUACCUCGUGCAUGCGUGCCUACAACAAGUGCCUCGACGCGCACCAGCCCAAGAACGGCGGCGCAGCCGACUUCUCUGCCUGCCAGUCGAUGAACUGCCAGUCGUACCAGCGCAUGGCCAGGCGCUCGGCUCGUCACGCCGCGCGUCACUGA